GCAAUCCUGGUUCUUCGGCAGUGAUACCAACGAUGAAACCUCAACCCAGAACCCACAAGAUCUGCAAAUUGACAACACUGAUUAUUCCCAAGGAGAAGCGGACUACUAUGAGGACGAGUAUGCGACCAGCUCCUCGAGAAACGACUCGGACCGUGGUUUCAGCCUCUCCUACGGCGGCUCCUCGGGAGUUUCGGGAAGUCUAGGAUUCUCUGGAGAAGGAGGAGAGGCAGCGGGGUCCAGCUCUUCGAGUAGUAGCAGUAGGACUUUCUACUCGUCCGACGGAGGCUACGAAAGUUCCUACUCGUCGAGUGGAUCAUCUAGAGGCGGCGGGGGAUCCUACUCCUCCGAUGGCGAGUCCUCGGACGGAUAUUACUCGCAGGAUUCCUCGUCCUACGAUGGGGAGAACCGGCGCUACGGAUCAAGGGACAGGGGCUAUGGUCGAGUCUACACCUCCAGCUCUAGCUCCUUCGAGUCGUCUAGGAGUGGUUCCGGAUACAGAGGCGGGGUGACUGGGUCUCGUGACCAGGAUCGAGGCUAUGGAGGUGGAUACGGAGGAGCUGGAGAUGGUUCAUACGGUUCGGGAGGUGCAGGAGGAGGUUACGGAGGAGCUGGAGAUGGUUCCUACGGCUCUGGAGGCACAGGAGGAGGAUACGGAGGAGCUGGAGAUGGGUCCUACGGUUCUGGAGGCACAGGAGGAGGAUACGGAGGAGCUGGAGAUGGUUCAUACGGCUCUGGAGGCACAGGAGGAGGUUACGGAGGAGCUGGAGAUGGGUCCUACGGUUCUGGAGGCACAGGAGGAGGUUACGGAGGAGCUGGAGACGGUUCAUACGGCUCUGGAGGCACAGGAGGAGGUUACGGAGGAGCUGGUGAUGGUUCCUACGGCUCUGGAGGCACAGGAGGAGGUUACGGAGGAGCUGGAGAUGGUUCCUACGGCUCUGGAGGCACAGGAGGAGGUUACGGAGGAGCUGGUGAUGGUUUACGGCUCUGGAGGCACAGGGGAGGAGGUUACGGAGGAGCUGGAGAUGGUUCCUACGGCUCUGGAGGCACAGGAGGAGGUUACGGAGGAUCUGGUUCCUACGAGAGCUCCUACGAGAGUUCUUACAGCUACGGAAGUGCAUCCGGAGGCGCCGAAGGAGGGUACGCAGGGUCCUACGGAGGUGCAGGUGGCGGCAGCUCCUCCCAGCCUCAAGUGGGAGCUCGUCCUCGACCUCAGCCUCGACCUCGACAGAAUUGCAGCGGGAGAGACUGCAGUAAUUGUACUUGCAUUGGCGAGAAGGGCUCAAGGGGCGUCCCCGGCCCCCGGACCCCAGGGGGAGAAGGGCCAGCAAGGCUUCCCGGGAUGGAGGGCCUCGUGGGACCGAAGGGGCAGAAGGGAGCGCCGGGCCCCAGGGUCCCACUGGCUCUAAGGGGGACAGGGGCAAAAUGGGUCUGAACGGCUUCCCGGUAUCAAUGUAUCCCGGUAUCCCAGGUCUGCCAGGUCCUCCGGGUCCCGCGGGUCUCGACGGCUGCAACAGAACGGAUG
Penaeus vannamei (Pacific white shrimp) is the source of this 1522-nucleotide messenger RNA. Lineage: Eukaryota; Metazoa; Arthropoda; Malacostraca; Decapoda; Penaeidae. The record is from RefSeq and is a predicted model, not a curated record.